AUGUCUGACAACAACCAGAUUCACCCGUACCAGCUUCUUGACAUUGAUGAACGAGUCAAACGCGUUCUGCGUAACACGCCGCUUGCAGACGGACAUAAUGAUCUCCCUCAGCAACCAAGAUGCUGCUUCAAAGGCAAAAUACACAACAACUCCAAAUUCGAUCUUGAAAAAGGGUUCCAACGCGGCAUGACCGACUUGCCACGUCUAAAACAGGGUGCCGUGGGUCUGCAGUUCUGGUCAAUUUGUGUACCUCAUCUUCGUGGCUCCGAGGACUUCGCGCUACCUCAAUAUAACGAUAUGUGUCGUGAUGCUAUUGAGCAAAUCGAUUUGUCUAUCCGUAUGGUCAAGCAAUAUCCCAAGGACUUUGAACUUAUCUUUGGUCCGGAGAAUGUCAGAAAGAUAUACCAAUCAGGAAAGAUUGCUUGUUCGAUUGGUUUGGAGGGAUUGCAUCAGGCUGGAAAUUCGAUUAGCGUCAUCAGAGCUUACCAUCGGUUGGGUGUAAGAUAUUGCACCAUGACGCACGUCGAGAAUAAUGCUUUUGCAGACUCCUCCACGUCCAAGGUGGGGCCGAUCCAUGGAGGGUUGUCGAGUCUGGGCAAAGCAGCAAUCAAAGAGAUGAACCGACUAGGCAUGAUGGUCGACCUUUCCCAUGUCUCACCGGAAGCAGCAGAACAAGCUCACCAAUGUACGGUUGCUCCUGUCAUCUUUUCUCACAGCAAUGCACGCAGUAUCUUCGACUGUCCUCGUAAUGUGCCAGACUCGGUUCUCGAUCUUGUGCCUGCCAACAAUGGAAUAGUCAUGGUCACUUUCGUACCCGAACAUCUCGCAGCCAGGAGAUCUGAAGCCACAGUAGACAUGUUACUGGACCAUCUGUUCUACAUGGCGACUCGCAUUGGGUGGGAGCAUGUUGGUCUCGGAUCGGACUUUGACGGCAUUGCGUCUGUCAUCCCUGGUCUCGAGGAUUGCUCUCGCUUCCCUGCCUUACUGCAAGCUAUCUUGGACCGUGGCGCUACAGAGGAGCAACUCGCACUAGUUGCAGGAGAGAACAUACUCCGGGUGUGGACAGAGGUUUCUCGAGUUGCUGAGCGAAUGCAGGAGGACGGAGUGACCCCUGUAGAAGACGUGUGGGAGGGUCGAGAGUUCUGGAGGUAUGAUGGAUUUUAUCAGAUGCCUGAUCCUGAUCCUGAGGAUAGCCUGGGCCUUGACUGGUAUGGCGUCAAACCUCCUGAGGAGGGGUUGUAUCAUGAUUAG
Messenger RNA from Aureobasidium melanogenum CBS 110374, 1251 nucleotides. RefSeq lists its product as uncharacterized. Bases 1 to 1251 code for a protein of 416 amino acids. Gene Ontology annotation, biological process: proteolysis. Gene Ontology annotation, molecular function: metallodipeptidase activity. The transcript has 4 exons. The record is from RefSeq and is a predicted model, not a curated record. NCBI's taxonomy places the organism in Eukaryota, Fungi, Ascomycota, Dothideomycetes, Dothideales, Saccotheciaceae.